Messenger RNA from Elephantulus edwardii (Cape elephant shrew), 1651 nucleotides. RefSeq names its product polyadenylate-binding protein 1-like. The transcript is spliced from 2 exons. Gene Ontology annotation, molecular function: mRNA 3'-UTR binding; poly(A) binding; poly(U) RNA binding. The record is from RefSeq and is a predicted model, not a curated record. The annotation marks the transcript as partial. Gene Ontology annotation, cellular component: cytoplasmic stress granule; cytosol; ribonucleoprotein complex. Lineage: Eukaryota; Metazoa; Chordata; Mammalia; Macroscelidea; Macroscelididae.
AUGAACCCCAGCGCCCCCAGCUAUCCCAUAGCCUCGCUCUACGUGGGCGACCUACACCCCGACGUGACAGAGGCGAUGCUCUACGAGAAGUUCAGCCCGGCCGGGCCCAUCCUCUCCAUCCGGAUCUGCAGGGACAUGAUCACCCGCCGCUUCUUGGGCUACGUGUAUAUGAACUUCCAGCAGUCCGCGGACGCGGAGCGUGCUUUGGACACCAUGAAUUUUGAUGUUAUAAAGGGCAAGCCAGUACGCAUAAUGUGGUCUCAGCGUGAUCCACCGCUUCGUAAAAGUGGAGUGGUUUGUGAUGAAAAUGGUUCCAAGGGCUAUGGAUUUGUGCAUUUUGAGACGCAGGAAGCAGCUGAAAGAGCUAUUGAAAAAAUGAAUGGGAUGCUUCUAAAUGAUCACAAAGUAUUUGUUGGACGUUUUAAGUCUCACAAAGAACGAGAAGCAGAACUCGGAGCUAGGGCUAAAGAGUUUACCAAUGUUUACAUCAAGAAUUUUGGAGAGGACAUGGAUGAUGAGCGCCUUAAGGAUCUCUUUGGCAAGUUUGGACCUGCCUUAAGUGUGAAAGUAAUGACUGAUGAAAGUGGGAAGUCCAAAGGUUUUGGAUUUGUGAGCUUCGAGAGGCAUGAAGAUACACAGAAAGCUGUUGAUGAGAUGUAUGGAAAGGAGCUCAAUGGAAAACAAAUUUAUGUUGGUCGAGCUCAGAAAAAAGUGGAACGACAGACGGAACUUAAGCGCAAAUUUGAGCAGAUGAAGCAAGAUAGGAUCACCAGAUACCAGGGUGUUAACUUAUAUGUGAAAAAUCUUGAUGAUGGCAUUGAUGACGAACGUCUCCGCAAAGAGUUUUCUCCAUUUGGAACAAUCACUAGCGCAAAGGUUAUGAUGAAGGGUGGUCGCAGCAAAGGAUUUGGUUUUGUAUGUUUCUCCUCCCCUGAAGAAGCCAUUAAAGCAGUUACAGAAAUGAAUGGUAGAAUUGUGGCCACGAAACCAUUAUAUGUAGCUUUAGCUCAGCGCAAAGAAGAGCGCCAGGCUCACCUCACUAACCAGUACAUCCAGAGAAUGGCGAGUGUCCGAGCUGUGCCCAACCCCGUGAUCAACCCCUACCAGCCAGCACCUCCUUCAGGUUACUUCAUGGCAGCUAUUCCACAGACUCAGAACCGUGCUGCGUACUACCCUCCUAGCCAAAUUGCUCAAUUAAGACCAAGUCCUCGCUGUACUGCUCAGGGUGCCAGACCUCAUCCAUUCCAAAAUAUGCCCAGUGCUAUCCGCCCAGCUGCUCCUAGACCACCAUUUAGUACCAUGAGACCAGCUUCUUCACAAGUUCCACGAGUCAUGUCAACACAGCGUGUUGCUAACACAUCAACACAGACCAUGGGUCCCCGUCCUGCAGCUGCUGCUGCAGCAGCUACUCCUGCUGUCCGCACUGUGCCGCAGUAUAAAUACGCUGCGGGAGUUCGCAAUCCUCAGCAACACCUAAAUGCACAACCACAAGUCACCAUGCAGCAGCCUGCUGUUCAUGUACAAGGUCAAGAGCCUUUGACUGCUUCCAUGUUGGCAUCUGCCCCUCCUCAAGAGCAAAAGCAGAUGUUGGGUGAAAGGCUGUUUCCUCUUAUUCAAGCCAUGCACCCUACAUUGGCUGGUAAAAUCACUG